Ixodes scapularis (black-legged tick) is the source of this 334-nucleotide messenger RNA. RefSeq names its product cytochrome b-c1 complex subunit 6, mitochondrial-like. Gene Ontology annotation, biological process: mitochondrial electron transport, ubiquinol to cytochrome c. The record is from RefSeq and is a predicted model, not a curated record. Lineage: Eukaryota; Metazoa; Arthropoda; Arachnida; Ixodida; Ixodidae.
AUGGACAAGGCGAAGGUGCACGCGGAGUCCCCUGAAGAAGAAGAGGACCUGGUCGACCCGAUCGACGCCCUGCGCGAAAAGUGCAGAGGCCACUGCUCGGCGCUGGGCGACAAGCUGCAGGAGUGCAACGACCGCGUCAACAGCCGCUCCCAGACCCUGGAGACGUGCACCGAGGAGCUGUUCGAUUUCCUGCACUGCGUCGACCACUGCGCGGCCAAGGAUGUUCAAGGAGCUCAAGUGAACGCUCUCCGGUGUACCCCCGGUGCAAGCGAGUCCUCUAGAAUUCUGAAGCGUAGACUGUUAUUUUGAACGAGUAAAUGCCUUUGUUGAAUUC